AUGGACAAAAGACAGCCAGAGAGCAUGGCAAACGAAACGCUGGAUCCCGACACUUUUUACCUCCUUCGCGGCUCUCAGAACACCGAAACGGACGGAGUGGACUAUUGCAAUUUAAUGAACCACUACAACCUCGAGCCGCACCUGGCCAAGAUGACGGAGACGACGUUGCCCCGCACGUACCACCAUUUACUGCGUGGCCUUGGCGAAGCUCGAGAUUCCCUGACGCCCACUACCGAGACCACAGGAGAUUUGAUGGCUCUGCUGGAAGGCGUGCCGUUCGAUCGUCCGAUUGAGCCGCUGCCUGAGGCUGCAGUGAAGAGCGCCCUGCAGUUGCCUGCAGGAGGCAGCAAGAGCGGCCCCGUGCUGCAUCCUUUGUAUCGGGGCAAGACCCCGGGCUUGAUCCACACGCCGCCUCCCACGGACACGGAACGAGCUGCUUGUGCUGAGCAACAAAAGGGCAAGUCCAAGGACGAGAAGGACCGUCGCGAGAAGAAGGAGAAGAAGAAGCGCAAGCGAGAGCGCGAAGACGCUGCGAUGCUGCAAAAGCUGCUGGCACCGCUUGUGGCGGAGCUGCGAGCGCUCACGUGGGCUGGCUGGGUCGUGAGUGGCAAGGCGGGGAACCCAUUUCUGCAGAAGUUCACGACCGACAAUUGCAAGCGACUCGGUGUCCCCAACUACUUUGACUAUGUCAAGACGCCCAUGGACUUGACCCGGAUGAAGGAGAAAGUCGAGCGGGCCGAGUACACGAAGAUCGAGCAGUUCACGACGGACAUUAAGCUCAUGGCAGCCAACGCCAAGACGUUCAACCGCGUGGGCGAACCCGUGCACCAGAUGGCAAUUGAGAUCGAACGCCUCUACGAGUCGAAGCUGUCGGCGUACAAGAAAAUGUUCGACGAGCUGCAUCAGGAGCGCAAAAAGCGCAAGAAAGACAAGAAGAAACGCAAAGACAAAAAGAAGGAAAAGUGA
Messenger RNA from Peronospora matthiolae, 966 nucleotides. The record is from the annotation of a GenBank genome assembly. NCBI's taxonomy places the organism in Eukaryota, Oomycota, Peronosporomycetes, Peronosporales, Peronosporaceae.